AUAAACAAUAAAUAAACAGAACAUUCCAAUUCCUACGUGGUGAAUGAUAAAUCUGGACUAAAAUUUUGAAUUUUUAUCCAAUUUAUGCCAAUUUUAACCUAUAAAACUUUCAAUUAGUGUUUGUGGAUGUGCUUCACAUUAUAUGGCAGCUCGUACUUCAUCCUUUUCUAUAUAAAAUGAAAAAGAUCACGAACGCGUCGUUUUUCAGAACACGUUAACAUGUCUAGUACGAUAAACAAUCCUACGCAAAUACAUCCAAACCUCGAUAAAGUGUUGAAACCAGGUCCUUUAGCAUCUGGACCUCCUCGGUAUCGUCCUCCUCCGCAACCACAGCCAGCAAAACCACCGCAAAACUACCUGUUAAUUCAGAAUGAAAAUCAAGGACCCGCUGUGAAUGCGAAUCAUUUCAAUCAUUUUCAGGCUAUAAAUGAAGUGAACAGGUAUCCACCUUCGGAUAAAUCGUAUCCAGCGAACAGUCCCGAUUUACCGCAUUUUCAAUCACCUCCUGGAGCACCGAUUCAACCUCAAAAUAACGUUCUUAACCAAGAUAUGUUGAAAUUCGUUAGAAAAAACGAACUCGAUAAUGCUCGAUAUUUGAACGAUCAAUUACGCAGAAUGGCCGCUGAAAUUCGUAACCUGAAGGAAGUCAAUCAACGAUUGAACGAUGAUAAUCAAGAGCUACGAGAUUUAUGUUGCUUUCUAGACGACGAUCGUCAAAAAGGUCGCAAAUUAGCUCGAGAAUGGCAGCGGUUCGGUAGAUAUACCGCUUCUGUAAUGAGACAAGAAGUUUCUGCGUAUCAAAACAAACUCAAAGAGUUGGAUAGCAGGCAGCACGAAUUGAUUAAGGAUAAUCUAGAAUUAAAGGAACUGUGUCUAUAUCUGGAUGAAGAGAGGAGUGGCAAUUGUAGAUCUUGUGGAGCAGGUUUGCGAAGAGACGAAGGAGAUGGAAGUAGUUCGGGUACCAACGUAGAUGAAUCUGGUAAUGCACCUGCAGCUCCGAACCAUUCCCAAAUAUCUUCAGGAAACCGCCGUUCUUUCAGCGAAGAAGAAUUAAACACCAGUAACUACAUUCAACAGUUGGAAUCUCGUAUUAAAUUAUUAGAAGAUGAAAAACAACUCUUACUGACUAAAAUCAAGCUUGGUAAUCAUUCAGGUUCAUUGAAUUCUGUCGACAGACAAUGGAAAGCAAACAUGGAUUACAAUUCCAGACCCGAAGCAGUUGUACAAGCUUUGCAAGUUUUAGAAGUCAGAGAACAACUGGAAACUAAUAUUGGUGGAGAUUCUGAUAUGAAUUCUGAUGAAAUGGACGAAGGAGAAAAAGCUUUGCUGAGAGAAAUGUGUAAUGUCGUUUGGAGAAAACUGGAAGAAGCAUCACUUGAGACCAGAAGAUGAUGGAUUAAUUAAUUUCUACAACGUUUCUGAGAAACAUUCGUGUAAAAACUUUUUUAUAAAGUGAAUUUAAUGAUUCGAUUUUGUAUUAGAUAUCAAAAAUUAGGUACUGUUGUUCCGUCCACCAAUUCCGCGAAAUUUUUUACUUGUUUUUGUUGAUGUUGUUUUUUCUUUUUAAUUAUUUUUAUUAUUGUUUAUGUAAAUGUUGGAGUAUUGUAAGAAAGUAUACGAUAGUGAAUGUCAGUUCUCGUUUCACGGAUUUACUUUUCCAAAAGUAAUCUUGGACACGUACCAGUUAUUUAUUAUUUUUAACAUUGCAAACCUCGGUCAUUGUCAUUUUCCACCUCCUUUAGUUAAAAUCAGUAUUAAUUAAUUAAUUUUGUUACUAUUUGUGAUGUGAAAGACGAGUAAUCGCGUUGUAUAAAUUAAUUAUUCUUUUAAUUUCAAAGUACCUACUUACUUUGUACGUUUUAACACAUUGCCAUUUUAAUUUUAAUGUACAGCAGUAUUUAUUAUUAGUAUUAUUACUUUGAAUUUUUGGCGCUGUGCGCGUAUUAUUUUGAUAAGGAAAUUCAACUUGCCUUUAUCUUGCAUUUAUUCUUAUUCGGUUUAAAAAUUCCGUUCGGAUUCUGUUCGAAAUACCACCUAUUAAAUUAUACGUUGAUUUCGUAGAUUGCGAGUGGAUAUCUCUUGCAUGUGCGAAUGAAAAAUCAAUCGAGUUAACUUGGUUAAUUUUUUGGAUUUUUCAAGCAUAAAAAUGAGUUUUCUACUGAUGUGAUUUUCUUUACAAUUUCUGUGAUUUUUACACGAACUCGAUAUCAUGUAAUUCAUUCCAAUUUGUGAACGUGCCUUUUUAUUAAUUUUUUUAAUUCAUGUUGUUUGUUUUUUCAGUUACGAUGUGUUUCUGUUUUAAAUAAAACGAAAAAAAUUAAAGUACAUUUACAACAUUACAA
Messenger RNA from Planococcus citri (citrus mealybug), 2342 nucleotides. RefSeq names its product coiled-coil domain-containing protein 85 (gene Ccdc85). The record is from RefSeq and is a predicted model, not a curated record. The transcript is spliced from 8 exons. NCBI's taxonomy places the organism in Eukaryota, Metazoa, Arthropoda, Insecta, Hemiptera, Pseudococcidae. Bases 220 to 1392 code for a protein of 390 amino acids.